This is a messenger RNA of Bactrocera dorsalis (oriental fruit fly), 3207 nucleotides long. RefSeq lists its product as uncharacterized. The record is from RefSeq and is a predicted model, not a curated record. The transcript is spliced from 6 exons. The coding region runs from base 28 to 1521 and encodes 497 amino acids. NCBI's taxonomy places the organism in Eukaryota, Metazoa, Arthropoda, Insecta, Diptera, Tephritidae.
AACUGAAGAGUUAAAUGAUUAUUAAUAAUGAAAUAUCAUAGCUUGUGGCUUUUUGUUAUAUUUCUUUGUGUCGGUUACAAUAAUCAAUUGGUGCAGAGCACACAAGAUGAAGACAGCUGGAUCGAUCCCGAUGCUUGGGGACGUGAAGAAUAUCUUCAAAAUCCACAACGGAGCAAAACUAAAUAUCAAAGUGAUGAAUCCAUGGUAGACUCGAAAUGCCCCGUAUGUAAGGACCACAACCAUAGUGAAGAAGCCGUCGCACUGAUGUAUUAUAAAAGACUCAUUGCAAACUUAUUUAAUAGCGACUUUUUCAAGCGUAAUGACUUAACUGGAGAAUUUACUCGUUCAUUAAUAUUCACUGCUCUGCCAGCUCAGUUAGAACAGCUCAAAAACUUAAAUGACCCACGCGAUUUGGAUAUGAUUUUAUCAAAAAUUCUGUCAAAGACAAGAGUGCCUACUCAAACAGAUUAUUAUAAUUUUAAUAAAAAAAACCAAGCAAAUGGUAAAAUUGUUUUUGCCCUUAUUUGGGAUAUCAUCAAGGAUUUGGGACAGUUAUUGAAAGUUUCCGAGGUUCAAUUUUUACUUGGAGCUGGUGGUUUGCUACUGAUUGGUUGGCAUUGUCAUCGAAAAUAUAGCAUCGGUAUUAUUACAAUGAUUGUCGGAGCCGUUGUGUGCUUUGGAUAUUUCCACACGUAUUUGGAAUGUAAUCGCAAAUUGGAAGCUGAACGUUUAUUAGAAAUGCUUGCACGUCAGGAGCAGUUAGCACCGCAAGAACCCCGAUGGUACACGCCCAUCGUAAGCUUUUUUACUUUCAGCGAGCAACAGGCCCAAAAGACCAAAAGGGAAUAUAUCAAACAAGCAAGUCAACUAAAUAUGAAUUUCUGUCGACCCGAUCAUGUGUUUCUUCUGUAUGCCAAUGACCUGUUCUUAAAGCAACUGUCAUUUCUGAUAGACAAAUCUGUUGAAACAAUGGAAACACUUCGAAACAGUUUGAGCUUCCCAUUCAACUAUAUAGCAGGCGUAGUGCUAGUCUUCCUUAUUGGCUAUUAUGUAAAAUGGACAUUCAAGUAUAUUCUAAGUCCACGUGCUUGGUACGGCGUAUGGCAGCAACAUGAGUAUUCAACGCAUCGCGGUGGCCUCCCUGCAAGCACAGGUACGGCACUUCAUGAAGAUCGUAUUUCUGGUGAAAAUUUAAGAAUACUUUUGAACGCCAUUAGCGGCGCGACGUCGUCGAACCAGAUUUCGAUCAGCAAUACAACCGCCACGGCGGCUUUAACACAAGCAACCGAGCAGGGUUCUGGUGUGCAGGAAAUACUGGCGUCAUUAGAAAACGGUAGCGCUGAUACAGCCUCUGACACUUCAAUGUCCGAGAAGUUACCGAAAUCAAAAGAAAACUCCCCACAGAAGCAAACAGAUGAAAGCGUUAACAAUAAUGCAACGGCAAAGCAGCAGGAUAUGUCGAAGAGUGCUAAGGAAGCACACGACAUAAAGUUGGAAGACAUAUUGGAUGAGGAAGCGUAACAAGCGUAGUACUGCUAACAUUUAUUUUUAUAUAAUAAUUUAUUUAUUUUUUUUAUUCAUUUAUCACUUUUUCAUAGUAGCACUGUGUGUGAACAAUGUAACACAACGCUUAUUGGUUUAGAGAGAAAAAAAAUGCAAAAGCGAAGCUCGUUAAAUGUUAUAAUUUUAACUUAGAAAGUAAAGUACGUUAUUUAUGUUCUAAGAUACAAGCAAGCAACUAGUAAUUAUGGCAGGAACCAUGUGAUAUGGAUUGAAAAUAAUACUGUUAAAAUUUACUUUUUUUAUACAUAUAUUUCUGCACAAAAGUUGUAAACGAUUUCAACUACAUAUAAUAAGUAAAAAUAAUUAUGCAACAUUAAAAGAACUACAAACGGUUUGCGACCAAAAAUCAAAAAUGUUUGUCUGUAUUAAUUACCUUUUGGAAUAUUUUGCUAUGCUAAAUAGCUAUUACAAUGAAAUAAGAUAAAUGCGUCAAUUAUUUUUAAUUGGAUUAUUGGAUUUUUAUUUCAACUAUUAUUUUUAAAGUUGUUUGUUACAAUAUAUACUAUAUAAGUAUAAUAUAUAUAAAUACAUAUAUUAUGAUUUGUUUAAUUUUUUAUCGUAUUUGUUUAAAGCUAUGUCUAGCAUUUGUGUGUAAUAUGUUUAUGUUUAUUAUUAGCUCAAACAAAUACAAUACAUACCGUCAUUCUCGCUUACUGCUAUUGGUCACUGCAUUCUCAACAAAUGCAUACAUAUGUAUGUAUAGUACUAUAUCUUGUAAUCUUGUAUAAGUGUCGACUCUUAACGUUAUAUAUUUGCUACGUAUAAGUUAUGUUUAACUUAAUUAAUUGUUUGAGUACUUAAAUUCAUUCAUUUCGAAAUAAACAGCUAAUAUGCUUAACUUUUUUAUCUCUGUACAGCAGCUACGAAAAAAAAUUUAGUAUUAUAUAUGUGAAUGUGCUAGUAUUGUAUCUAUAUAUGCUAAAGCGCACUUGUUUUAUACAUUUGCAAAAUUUACUUAGUAAAGUGAAUAUGCAUAAGUGACAUGAAGUGCGGUUAGGGCAAAGUAAACGCAUAAAGUAGCUAUAUAUAUAUUUAAAAAUUGUUAUGUAAUCAGUUUUUUAUCGAAAAAAAUGUGAAACAUAAAAUGUCAAAGUUUAUAAUUCGUAUAUGCAUUUUUCUGAGUUAUUAUCUCUGUCUGUUUUGCCGUCUAUUACGUUAACGCUUUUAUUUAUAAUCUAUAUAAUCUUUAUUUGUUUUAAUACAUGCAUUUGUAUAUAUUUAAUUUACGCAAUUUAUAAGUAUAAACUAAGUUUCUAUUUAUUCGUUGUAUUUUUACAAAAACACGGUGUGAUGACGACGGUCAAGCGCAUUUAACCGUUUCGAGUUCAACUUUUUUGUUGCUUGAAUAACAUAAUUGUAACAUAACUGCACACAAAGUUGACUCUACAUUGCAUUGCAUCAUUUUUAAUUAACUUCAGUUACGUAAACAUUUAGCGAAUUUAUAAAGCUUUCUUUUUUCGCCAGAUGCCAGGAUUAGCUACUAUCAUAUACAUAUUUAUUUACAUAUUUGAACCAACUAAACACAGCUUUUGCUAAGCAGUUUUCGAAUUUGUUUAAAGUUUUUGUAACAGUGAUAAAUGUAAUGCGGAUUUGUUAACAUCAACAAAUUUAAAUGAAAUAAAUAACACAAACCGAAAACCUUAA